Molecule: messenger RNA, 840 nt
Organism: Puccinia graminis f. sp. tritici CRL 75-36-700-3
Lineage: Eukaryota; Fungi; Basidiomycota; Pucciniomycetes; Pucciniales; Pucciniaceae
Exons: 3
Coding region: 1-840 (279 amino acids)
Cellular component (GO): nucleus; cytoplasm
Source: RefSeq, a predicted model, not a curated record
AUGGAUUCAUCGCAACUCUGCCGGCCGAUACCAUCAUCUGAAACCAAGCACCUUCCUUUGCUCAAGUACCCUCUUUGGCCACCCAUCGAAGGAUACUCGAUCAAUUGCGGCCAUCAACGAGUAAUUCACUUGAAUCAGGACGAUAAUUGCCGCAUAUCAACCGGCUCAACCCUUUGGCUUAGUUCACAAAUUCUUUCAGCCUAUCUCUUGGUCACCCUGUCAAAAAAUGCGGCUCGCGCGAAAAAUCGCUCGACAACAGCUGUAGAAGUGGGGGCAGGAACAGUCCUGGCUACCGAUAUUGAGCCCACACUGACUCAGAUCUUAGUACCGAACGUCCGCAAGUGGAUGGAAGACAACUCAUCAGCCGGAAAAGUCUUGCCGUGCCAACUCAAUUGGAAUCUAGAGCUAGAUUGGCAAUCGGUUAAUAAUGCCUUUUCGAGGAAUGCUGACCAGGGCUUUCCAUACGAUCUGAACGUGACCCCUGAAUUCACUAGGCAAUCAAGAGUUUUGCUAGAUAGUGAUGCCCUUCCUGGUACCCCAAUCGAUUUGAUUGUUUCAGCGGAUACGGUAUACACGGUGGACUUGAUUCGUCCGCUGUUAACCACCCUCAGCAUACUCUCGGCCCGGUCACCGAAACAACCAAUAAUCUACAUUGCCUUGGAACGUCGGGAACCAACUCUGGUGGAUAGUUUCUUCCAGAUGGCUGUUGAAAUGGGAUUCAAAGCCACUCAGGUGGAAUCCAACCGUCUGCGUAAGCUGGCUGAGAGCAUGGGAUGGAUCGAUGAGGACUGGGAAGCGGUGGAAGUGUGGAAGCUUUCCAUGAAGCAAAUUCGUGCAUAA